Rhinolophus ferrumequinum (greater horseshoe bat) is the source of this 1338-nucleotide messenger RNA. It is a transcript of the gene PMVK, whose product is annotated as phosphomevalonate kinase. NCBI's taxonomy places the organism in Eukaryota, Metazoa, Chordata, Mammalia, Chiroptera, Rhinolophidae. Bases 296 to 979 code for a protein of 227 amino acids. Gene Ontology annotation, biological process: cholesterol biosynthetic process; isopentenyl diphosphate biosynthetic process, mevalonate pathway. Gene Ontology annotation, cellular component: cytoplasm. The transcript is spliced from 5 exons. Gene Ontology annotation, molecular function: phosphomevalonate kinase activity. The record is from RefSeq and is a predicted model, not a curated record.
CUGGGCGGGGCUGGAUUGGUCUAAAUGAGGGCCGGGAGGGGUGCUGCUGCAGGGGAGAAGGCCGUCCUGGGAAUUAGCCUUCUUUGCCUCCAUAUUUAACUUGUGGAGACCUUAAUUACAACGUACGGAAGUGCGUAUGCGGGCUGGCAGUCCUCUCUCCCGCCGUGGAGACGACGCGGGCGGCAGCCCUCCCCGUUGCCACUCCACCUAGUGGCCGCAUCCAUUUCGCGCGGGUGGCCCGAUUUAAGGGCUGGGUGUAGUGUCAGUUUUAGGGAUCGCAAAGAGUGGGGACUUCAUGGCCCCGCUGGAAGGCGGCCCGCGGCUGGUGCUGCUGUUCAGCGGGAAGAGGAAAUCCGGGAAGGACUACGUGACCGAGGCGCUGCAGAGCAGACUCGGGGGGGACGUCUGUGCUAUCCUCCGGCUCUCCGGGCCACUCAAGGAGCAGUAUGCUCAGGAGCACGGCCUGAACUUCCAGAGACUCCUGGACGCCAGCACCUACAAGGAGACCUAUCGGAGAAACAUGAUCGUCUGGGGGGAGGAGAAGCGCCAGGCUGACCCAGGCUUCUUCUGCAGGAAGGUCGUGGAAGGCGUCUCCCAGCCAGUCUGGCUGGUGAGUGACACACGCAGGAUGUCCGACAUCCAAUGGUUCCGGGAGGCGUAUGGGGCUGUGACACAGACAGUCCGUGUGGUGGCCUCAGAACAGAGCCGACAGCAGCGGGGCUGGGUGUUCACACCAGGUGAGCUGCUCACGACCUUUGCCCCCAAGCCGGCCACCCCACCUGUAGACCAGGCUACCUGCUUCCUUGUUCUAGGACAUCUGCUCUCUCACGGGGAGGCUGUGGGGGUGGACGAUGGUGAGUCAGAAUGUGGCCUGGACAACUUUGGGGACUUCGAUUGGGUCAUCGAGAACCACGGAGACCCGCAACGCCUGGAGGAGCAGUUGGAGAACCUGAUAGAAUGUGUCCGCUCCAGACUUUAGUCGUCAGGGGCUGUGGGGUGAGGGUGGGGCUGCUGUGCCCGACAGGUGGUUGCUGAUGCUGGCCAAGGUGGGGAGCACACCGAUGGUCUGGGUCUAGAUUUCGGGGGGCUGGCAGAUGUCAGAUAAGUCAGGAAACCUUUGGGACCUCAUUUCUUUAUGGACUCUUAGGGGGAGACUUAAAGGGCAGAGGGGGGUGGACUGGCUGUGCCUGAAGCAGACACCAUCUCCAGGGGACUGGCCUGUCACCUGUGCUGGCCUUGCUUCCCCUUCAGGAUGCUUCCAGCCUCUUGUGCUAGGCAAGCAUGUGGAUGCUAAUAAAGCUCCUUGGAGCACAUGCUCAGAGCUGGACAUCUCUCAUU